CACUCGGAAACAGGAGUACUUACAAUUGAACAAUUUGAUAAACAUAGUUCGAAAUACUAUGGUGCAUAUAUGCCAGAGUAUAAAUUCAUCCCACAAAAGAAAUUAUUUCGAUUGUUCUUACAAGACUAUUGGCUUGCACUAACUGCAAUUCGUGGAUAUAAUCGUGAUAUCAUAUAUGGUGUAGCCCUUCAGCUUCAUUUCGUAAGAUCACCAGAGUAUCUAGAUUGUACUCUUGGCGAUUUAUGUAAGCUUAUGAGCUUUUGGUGGUCGUUUGUCGCAACAAGAUAUAGAUACCCGGAGGAUUAUGAACUCGGACGAAUAGCAUUGGCUGAUAUUGAAAAUUAUUUAGCUGCGGGUACAGAAGUAGAACAAGAGAUGUGGCAAGAAUUAAUUGAAGAUGUGAAAGCUGAUAUAGAAGGGUUGGAGGAGGAUGAUCGUAUUGAUUGGGAUUUUGAGUCUGGCCGGUCAGUUCGUGGUCAAUUAGGAAAAAAAGAUCCGAAAUUUUACAUUGGAGACGUAGUUAAUUUCAAAAAGUUCCAUAGCCUUGGCGUGACAUUCGGUGGUUUUAUUUACGCAGCUUAUAAUAGAGAAAUAGCCGAAAAUGCGAUUAAAUUUGUCUGGACGGAUAUAGAAUCUCCGCGUGAUGAACCGUUUUACGAAGUUCUUACACAUCGAGGAUCGUUUAUAUAUUGUGGUCAGAGAACUUUAAUGCUUGAGCCGUCGAAUUCGGAACGGUUAUUAAGAAUGGUUCCUAGCAAUGUCUACGGAGACCAUUUAGGCGAUGAGGCCGACUGGAAAUUGGCUAAGGCACUUGGUCCUGUAACUACCGAGUUAGUUGGAUGCUAUUUUGAAUCGUGGGAUCCGGAAAAUCGUAGAUACAUUCCUAACGAAUUAACUAGAAAAUGGUUCCCAGAUG
Messenger RNA from Dentiscutata heterogama, 916 nucleotides. Lineage: Eukaryota; Fungi; Glomeromycota; Glomeromycetes; Diversisporales; Gigasporaceae. The record is from the annotation of a GenBank genome assembly.